AUGGGGGACUUUAACUUCCCUAAUGUCUGCUGGAAAUACAACACAGUAGAGAGACAACAGUCCUGGAGGUUGCUGGAGUGUGUGGAAGAUAACUUCCUCACACAACUGGUGAGGGAGUCAACCAGGGAAGGUGCCCUCCUGGACCUGCUUCUUGUGAACAGGGAAGAACUUGUGGGGGAAGUAAAGGUUGGAGGUUGUCUAGGGCACAGUGAUCAGGAGAUGAUUGAGUUUUCAACCCUCGGUAAAAUAAGGAGAAGAGUUAGUAAAACUGCCACCCUAGACUUCUGGAGGGCAAACUUUGGCAUGUUCAGGAGACUGAUUGAGAAAGUGUUGGCCCUGAAGGAUAUGGGAGUCUUCAAGAGGGAAAUCUUAAAGGCGCAGGAGCAGGCUGUCUCUGUGUGCCAGAAAAUGAGUCGGUGGGGAAGGAGACCAGCCUGGCUAAAUAGGGACCUGUGGCUGGAAAUCAAGAAUGAAAAGAGAGUCUACAACCUUUGGAAGAGGGGGCAGGUCUCUCACGAAGACUAUAAAGAUGUAGUGCAGCUUUGUAGGGAGAAAAUUAGGAGAGCCAAAGCACAGCUAGAGCUCAAACUAGCUGCAGCUGUUAAGGAUAACAAAAAAAGUCUCUAUAAAUUCAUUAACAACAAGAGGAGGAUUAGGGAAAAUCUUCAUCCUUUAUUGGAUGCAGAGGGAAACUUUGUAACAAGGGAUGAGGAUAAGGCUGAGGUGCUCAAGGCCUUUGCCUCCGUCUUUAGCAGUGAAACCAGCUGUCCCCUGAGGUACACCACCUGAGCUAGGAGAUAGGGAGGAUAUGCAGCAUAAGAGGAAGUGGUUAGUGACCUGCUACACCAGUUGGCUGAACACAAGUCUAUAGGACUGGAUGGGUUACACCCAAGGGUGCUAAAAGAGUUGGCAGACGUGCUUGCCAAGCAACUGUCUAUAAUUUACCUGAAGUCCUGGUUAGCUGGGGAGGUCCCAGUGGACUGGAAGAUAGCAAAUGGAAUGCCCAUCUACAAGAAAGGUAGAAAGGAGGACCUGGGAAACUAUAGACCUGUCAGUCUGACCUUGGAGCAGAUCAUCUUGAGUGCCAUCACAUGCCAAUUAGAGGACAACCAGGGGAUCAGGCCCAGUCAGCAUGGCUUUUUGAAAGGCAGGUCCUGCCUGACAAACCUGGUCUCCUUCCAUGACAAGAUGACCCCAUUAUUGAACCAGGGAAAGGCAGUGGAUAUUGUCUAUCUAGACUUUCGAAAAGCAUUCAAUACUGUUCCACGUAGAAUACUCAUACAAAAACUGGUGACUCAUGGCCUGGAUGGGCACACGAUCUGCUGGAUAAAGCACUGGUUGGAUGGAUGAUCCCAGAGGGUGGUCAUCAGUGGAGUUAAAUCCAGCUGGCAGCCAGUGACAAGUGGUGUUCCGCAGGGCUCAAUGUUGGGACCACUGCUGUUCAACAUCUUUAUCCAUGACCUUGAUAAGGACAGUGAAGGUAUCAUCAGUAAGUUCACAGAUGCCACUAAAUUGGGUGGGAGUGUUGAUCUGCACAAGGAUAGUGAGACUCUACAGAGGGACUUGGAUAGCUUGGAUCAAUGGGCCAAGGUUAAUGGGAUGAGCUUCAACCAGGCCAAGGCCCAAGUCCUGCACUUGGGCCACAACAACCCCAAGCAAAGCUACAGGCUUGGGGAAGUGUGGCUAGAAAGCUGUCUGGCAGAAAAGGACCUGGGGAUUCCAAUAGACAAGUGUCUGAAUGUGACCCAAGUGUGUGUCCAGGUGGCCAAGAAGGCCAAUGGCAUCGUGGCUUGUAUUAUAAACAGUGUGACCAGCAGGAGCAGGGAGGUGAUUGUCCCCCUGUACUCAGCACUGGAUGAACCUCUGGACAAUUCUAACCUGGAGCUGUACACAGAUGGUAGCAGCUUUGUUGAAACUGGGAUGCAGAUGGCUAGUUUUACAGUGGUAACUACCAAAAGGGUACUGGAGGCAGGGCAGCUUCCAAACAGCACUUUGGACCAAGUGGCUGAGUUAAUUGCUUUUACCAAAGCCCUGGAGACAGCUACCAGAAAGUGGGUAAAUAUCUCGACCGACUCAAAAUACGCCUUUGGAGUAGUCCACACCCACAGCACUAUUUGGAAGGAGAGAGGUUUGCUGUCUACCCAGAGCUCACUGAUAAAACACCGAGAGGAGUCCCUGAGACUGCUACAAGUUGUGAAGAACCCCAGGGAAGUGGCUAUCAUGCACUGCAAGGCACACCAGAAGGGACAUGCUCUGGUGAACAUUGGUAACCGACUGGCAGACAUAACGGCUAAACAGGCUGCAGAACAAGGGGUUUUAGCGUAA
Molecule: messenger RNA, 2325 nt
Organism: Apaloderma vittatum (bar-tailed trogon)
Lineage: Eukaryota; Metazoa; Chordata; Aves; Trogoniformes; Trogonidae
Product: probable RNA-directed DNA polymerase from transposon X-element
Molecular function (GO): RNA-DNA hybrid ribonuclease activity; nucleic acid binding
Source: RefSeq, a predicted model, not a curated record